CUGGCCCAGAAGCUGAGUGGGCCUCGGCCCUCAGCACAUCCUGCCAGGGCCAGGCCAGAACUGCCCGCCUCCUCUUCUGCAGCUGAUCCACAACCAACAAGGCAGCCUCAGGCCCUCAGGCCCUGCCUCAUUCCACUAGGGCCACCAAGACAGCCUUCCACCAUGGCUCUGAAGAGAAUCCAUAAGGAACUGAACGACCUGGCGCAGGAUCCCCCAGCACAGUGUUCAGCAGGCCCUGUCGGGGAAGAUAUGUUCCACUGGCAAGCUACAAUCAUGGGGCCUAAUGACAGCCCCUACCAGGGAGGGGCGUUUUUCUUGACAAUUGACUUCCCAACAGAGUACCCCUUCAAACCACCCAAGGUUGAAUUUACAACAAGAAUUUAUCACCCAAAUGUUAACAGUAAUGGCAGCAUUUGUCUUGAUAUUCUUCGCUCACAGUGGUCUCCAGCACUAACUAUUUCAAAAGUACUUUUGUCCAUCAGUUCUCUGUUGUGUGAUCCCAAUCCAGAUGAUCCCUUAGUGCCUGAGAUUGCUCAGAUCUACAAAACAGAUAGAGAAAAGUACAACACAACAGCCCGGGAAUGGACUCAGAAGUAUGCCAUGUGACUAGAGAGAUUAUUGGAUAUCCUCUACAAAUAAAAGCUCAGGGAACUGUAGAAAGUCCUUCUGAUUCCCAUCUGACUGACUGCUAUGAACCACGCUGCACCGCUUCGUCCUUCCGGUGUUCUCCACCUGACACAGUACUGCUGUAAGCUGUACGCACCAGAAAUACUGUGCUUCAUUCCAACACUCUCUCCUAGCACAGGAGCGUUCUCGAGGCAUAAGCAAGAUGUGAGAUUAAAAGUUUUCCUAACUGACUUAAAUCUGAAUAACCAGUGUGAGGGGUGGUGGGUACACAACACUGUUUAGAAGGGGUAAAGUGCCACCAACCU
Molecule: messenger RNA, 932 nt
Organism: Peromyscus californicus insignis
Lineage: Eukaryota; Metazoa; Chordata; Mammalia; Rodentia; Cricetidae
Product: ubiquitin-conjugating enzyme E2 D2B
Exons: 1
Coding region: 163-606 (147 amino acids)
Biological process (GO): protein K11-linked ubiquitination; ubiquitin-dependent protein catabolic process
Cellular component (GO): nucleus
Molecular function (GO): ubiquitin conjugating enzyme activity
Source: RefSeq, a predicted model, not a curated record